This is a messenger RNA of Ceutorhynchus assimilis (cabbage seed weevil), 2721 nucleotides long. Lineage: Eukaryota; Metazoa; Arthropoda; Insecta; Coleoptera; Curculionidae. The record is from the annotation of a GenBank genome assembly.
CUGUAGUAGAGGCGUGGCCAUUUUUGAGACCCUCCCUUGUGUACCUAGGAUCAAGUCACCCUUGAACAACAGAGUGACAUGAUGCUAAAGCCAGUCUUCUGUACACUUCGUGUGGCAUAGCACCAUAUAGGCUUUAACGGGGCAAAACCUUUAAACACGUGCUUGGUUGGGCCGAAAGAUCAGUCAGUCGAGCAAGAAGUAACGCGUAAUUAUCGUCAAAUCAGGCGGAAUAGGUGUACGCCCGCCACCCUGCGGUUUAAUCAAGUAUAAUUUGGGUUGUCCGAUUCGCAACUAGUUUUUUUUUUUUUUUAAUUCGUUUGUUUCCGGGUAAUUUGAUCUUCGGCAAUAACGGACUGAUUGCGUCGGUGCUUUGUUUCAUUGAGGACUUGAUUUUUGUGUUUGAAAUUUCCCAGUGAAUGCAUUUGAUGUUGGUUUAGAUUGGCGCUAAAAGGGAAACGGGUAUCUCCAAAAAGCUCAACCUGGGAGCCACAUCCGGACCCGUCCCGACUCCGGGCGGGUUUUCGCCAGUGAUUUCCGCCGCAAAAACGCUUUCCCUACGGGAUUCAUCUUGCGCCGAGAGUCUCUGGAAGAUGCCGCACAAAGAAGAAGACCUUAUGCACCAUUCUAUGGGCCAGAACAUCUUCGGAUGUUCUUCGGCGGGUCAUAGCGGCAUCAACCAGCUCGGCGGCGUCUACGUCAACGGACGACCUCUCCCAGACUCUACCAGACAAAAAAUCGUCGAGCUCGCUCAUUCUGGAGCACGCCCUUGUGAUAUAUCCCGCAUUCUACAAGUAUCCAACGGAUGCGUGUCGAAAAUCCUGGGAAGAUACUACGAAACGGGCUCCAUCAAACCGAGAGCGAUUGGUGGCUCCAAACCUCGAGUCGCUACUCAACCAGUCGUAAAUAAGAUAGCUGACUUUAAACGAGAGUGUCCUUCUAUCUUUGCUUGGGAGAUUAGGGAUAGAUUGCUUAGUGAAGGGGUUUGCAACAAUGACAACAUUCCCAGUGUCUCGUCCAUAAAUCGCGUUCUCCGGAACUUGGCGAGCCAAAAAGAACAACAAGCGUCGGCCCAAAACGAAUCGGUUUACGACAAACUGCGGAUGUUUAACGGCCAGGCGCCCGGCUGGGCCUGGUAUCCAGGAACUCCGACCGCGCCACAUCUUGGAUUGCAUCCAGCUCCCACGCUCGCCACGCAAAUUACCAGGGACGAUAUCCAGAAAAGAGAUGUGAUCCAUGAAAACACCUCAGAUGGCAACUCGGAACACAACUCUUCAGGAGACGAAGAUUCUCAGCUUAGGUUAAGGCUCAAAAGGAAACUACAAAGAAAUCGAACUUCAUUCACCAACGAGCAAAUUGAUAGUUUGGAAAAAGAAUUCGAGAGGACCCAUUAUCCAGACGUUUUCGCGAGGGAACGGCUAGCCGAGAAAAUUGGAUUGCCUGAGGCACGUAUCCAGGUUUGGUUUAGUAAUCGGAGAGCAAAAUGGCGUCGGGAAGAAAAACUGCGCAACCAAAGACGUGCAGUUGAUCAAGUGGGUACUGUCAGCCCGCCAGUCCCUACAAGUCGCUUGUCAAUUAACUCUGGGUUCAAUUCUAUGUACUCUUCAAUACCGCAACCUAUUGCUACUAUGGCAGAUACUUACAGCCCAAUGGCAGGCGGUUUGACCUCCAGCUGUUUACAACAAAGAGAAGCCACAGGCUACCCCUAUAUGUUCCACGACCCUCUGCAUUCCUUGAGUUCUUCGUAUAACUCGAGGGCGGCAGCCUGUAAUCCCGCCGUGGCUCACACUCAGCCCACCACGCAUCCCUCUUAUGCUUCGGCAGGGUCGGCGGGUGGUACGCCUGUAUCAACUGGAACUGGUGUAAUAUCAGCAGGUGUUUCUGUACCAGUUCAAAUUCCAUCUCAAUCAGCUGAUUUGGCUUCGAACUAUUGGCCACGGAUUCAGUGAUCUCAACUCUUUGGGUUUCCUAGUGCGUCCAGUUUGCUGAUGCACCAGGAAACCCAUCAGCUCACCAGUUUACACCACCCAGUUCCGAUUGCGUCGCCACCUACCAGCAGUGUUCUACCCGUAGAAACUCCAGUGGACCGAGAGAGAUCUUAAAAAUUAUAUAAUGUGAUGAACUGGUGUAAAGUGUCAUUGAAGUAAUAUUUUCAGAAAUUGAACCGUGUAGCUAAAGACAGGUGAAGUAUUGCUAUCUUGGACUUGUGUAUACAAAAAAAAUUUACCACAUUAAAUCUAAAAAGCAGGGUAUAAAAAUUGUAAUAGUACGUGCAUCAAAUAAAUGUAAUUGUGUGCAAAUUAAAUAGUGUAAAUAAAAGCUACGGAUGUGAUGUGUUAAGUAGUAGCCUGUAAAAAUAUUUCUACCAUGUCCGAAGCAAUUGAUAAGCAAUGUAUUUUUGGUAGAUCAUUAGUAAUUUAUUGCAAUAAGUUCAAUGAUAACAAUUUCAAUCAUUGAAAAAUUUAUGUAAUAUUAAUUGUUUAUAAUGUACAGCUAUUGUUGGUUACUUUUUUUUUAUUUAGCCUGAUAAUUAAUUAUCAUAAUUUAUAACGCAUACACAUUGCAAUAUAAUUUAGCAAUAACCCCUUCAAAUGAAAAAUUUUAAUGAAACUUUCAAUAAACGGAAAAUUUAAUUAAAAUACAUUCUAUUUAUGAAUCUAAUAUACCUACCUAAUUAAACAAUAGUAGCUACGCAUUUAAAACUUUCGUUCAAUUGAAUAUUCC